AUGGAAUAUCCAUAGAACUUAUUGACACAAGGAAUUAAAUUCUCAAUCAUUGGAGAUAAUGUGGUGCAAGUCGUCUUACUCCCUGGGGAGCAGAUUAACUCUUAAAACAACUACGUGUAAUACUAUUCAGACAAUAUAUCAAUAUAAACUAAAAAAUCCUACUUCCUAACAGAAAAUCAAGUGACAGUUCUAAAUACUAGCAAGGAUAAUAUAGCGUAUGUGGGCAUAAGUGCUGCUAGUGGGAAAGUGAUGAUUUUAGAUGCUGCUAUUUUUAAUAAUUAUCUAAUCAAAGAAUCAUCAAUUAUAGCAACCAAUGAUAUUGCCGAAGUUGGGCAAUUCUUUCAUUUCUAAACCACCUAUUAAAAAAUAGUCUUUACAAAAGAUCUUAUGAAAUAACAAUUAAUCUUCAUAAAAACUAAUGGCACAGUCAUUGAUAAAGAUCUUGGAGAUGGAGAAUCCAUUGUAGUGCCAAACAAUUCAAUUUUGGGCAUACAAGACUUUAUUCGAUAUGAAAUUAAUUUAAAAGACACCACCAAAGUUAAGUUGAUUGGGCCUGGUAACUUUUUGAAAUAUUCAUAAUAGGCAGAAUUCUAUUUGAAAUUAACAAUCAAACUAUGGAAAAUAAUCUGGGUUCGGCAGGAAGGAAACAUUUAGCAAAAUUCUUUAUGGCUAUGUCUUUUGUUUUCUUUGCUCUUUUUGUAGAAUUAAUUUUCGAUAUGUGAG
Paramecium octaurelia is the source of this 723-nucleotide messenger RNA. The record is from the annotation of a GenBank genome assembly. NCBI's taxonomy places the organism in Eukaryota, Ciliophora, Oligohymenophorea, Peniculida, Parameciidae.